UGGCCAACCAUCAAUCAAACCAAAAGAAGAAGAAGAUGAUAAACAACGCCGCAACUGUGUGCAUAGUAUUUCUCUCUUGUCGGUUAAUUUAACAGCAUUUUAGCCGAUAUUAUGGAGGGUGCACUGGAGCAGCAUCUUGACGAUACUAUGAAAAAAAAUUAUAUUGUUGGGGUUUUGUGCACAGACGCUCAAGGCCAUAAUCUAGGAUGCCGAGGCUCACUCUGUGAUGAGCAUGGAGGAGUUGUUUCUGUACUGGCCAAGCAAGCUGCUUCCCUAGCCAAAGAUCCAACUGACUGCCCUACUGUGUGCCUGGAGUCUUACUGUGGGAACAUUUUUUUGAAAAUGCAUGGAACAAUUACAGUAGCCAUGCAUAAGAUGGCAUCAUGAAUUCUCUAAUUGUCUCUGAAUAUAUCCAUUGUUUUUAGUAUUUGGAUAGCUUAGUCCCUUGUCAUCAGCAGAAAAGCUGAAUGAUUAGCAGUGAUCAUGUCUCCUGUUUAAAUGAUGUAUUUACUGCUUUUUGUCAAAUGAUAUUCUUCUCCAAUUAAUAAAUUGUGUUAUGGUAACUUAUUGUGACUGAAUCUAAUUUGCUCAUUUAUGAAGGGUGUUGAAGUACCACAUAGUAUCCAGAAGGGGACAGUAGUUGAAAGACAUUUUGCAUGAAGCAGAAUACUGUUAUCAAACCAAUAAACAGAACAUAAUGAUUUUACAUACAUCAAGUACUACACAGAGAUCAGUUUACCAGAUCAUUUAGACAUGAGCCAUAUUUUAUUUGCAUGUUUAAUUAUAAAUAAACACUUGGAUUCAAAGCAUCAUUCCAAUACUCUGAAAUUAUACUCCGCACCUUUUCUGUAAUGCUUAAUUAUGGAAGUUGUUAUUUCUUUUAACAGAGGAGUAUAAAACUGAGACCAAAACAAGGUGACUUGUUGUAUUGUAAAAUGCCUGAUGGGUAUUCAAAUAUCUCCGGAGUGUUCUCACUGACUGGAUAAGAUGGCCAGUGUACAGAUGCAUUUUGGACUUGAGGUGAAAGGAUUUGGCUUACCUCUCCACUGUAAAAGAUUCAUCACUUUCACCUUAACAUGGUUAAUCAGAAUUAGAUUCAUAUGGAUCUGAGCCAGAGUUUAUUUUCUGUAAGUUUUUGGAAUUUGAAUUGGUAAGGUACUCCCUAGGUCAAAAUCAAUGUAAAUAAAAAGUAUGCAGCAUUAAUGCCAAGAAACAUAAAUUCAUCCUAAAUAUUAUUAAAUUAUGCAGAAUACAUAUUUGCCCCAGUUUUUGAAAUGCCAUGUAUUAUUUCACUUUCAUAACUAUUAUCCAUAAGACGCCAUUGGUUAAAAAAAAGUUAUCCAUAAGAUGCCAUUGGUUAAAUCUAUAUCUUCUGAAGCGAUGUAAUGACUUUGGGUGAUCAACAGAUCAAUAUCUCAAUCCUUUUUUGAGAUAUUUUAGAAUGUGAAUGUGAGAGUAGAUUUAUAGUAAAAAAUGACUUAAAUAUUGAUCUGUUUCUCACCGGCACGUUAUAUCGCUUCUUAAGACAUUGAUUUAACCAAUGGCGUCUUAUGGAUAACUUUUAUGCUGCGUUUAUAUGCUUUUUGGACCGUCAUAGUUCUCGUUACCAUUCACUUGCAUUGUAUGGGCUUACAGAGCUGAAAUAUUUUUCAAUAUUUUACACCUGAGAGGACAGUA
Xyrauchen texanus (razorback sucker) is the source of this 1677-nucleotide messenger RNA. RefSeq names its product ragulator complex protein LAMTOR5-like. Gene Ontology annotation, molecular function: guanyl-nucleotide exchange factor activity. The coding region runs from base 112 to 387 and encodes 91 amino acids. Gene Ontology annotation, cellular component: Ragulator complex; lysosome; cytoplasm. The record is from RefSeq and is a predicted model, not a curated record. Lineage: Eukaryota; Metazoa; Chordata; Actinopteri; Cypriniformes; Catostomidae. The transcript is spliced from 4 exons. Gene Ontology annotation, biological process: cellular response to amino acid stimulus; positive regulation of TORC1 signaling.